Capronia coronata CBS 617.96 is the source of this 1659-nucleotide messenger RNA. RefSeq lists its product as uncharacterized. Lineage: Eukaryota; Fungi; Ascomycota; Eurotiomycetes; Chaetothyriales; Herpotrichiellaceae. The coding region runs from base 1 to 1659 and encodes 552 amino acids. The record is from RefSeq and is a predicted model, not a curated record. The transcript is spliced from 6 exons.
AUGCAAACGCUGCAACUGCCCACGAUCUUCCAGCGCUCGUGGCUGCAUAACGAGUCUUACCCGCAGAAUUUGUUUCACAAAAGUACCCUCACCUACCCUACCGCCCUCCAGGCUUACAAAGAUCGUCUGGAUGCAGCCGAACCUGAUCUCUUCGUUAAUGAUGAGUCCAACGUGGAAUUGUCGUUUAGGGACCUUCACAAUGCCUCUGGCAAAGCAUUGGAGAAGUACAACAUCCAUACUUCAAUGAAACUGACAGAAUGGCUGGGGCUAGACACGGUCGCUGACCCGGCUGAUUCGACAAAGCUGGUUGUUGUGGCCCGGAAACCCGACCCCAGAUGUCGAUUCAUAUAUGUUUAUGGCGAACACUCCAGGGCGCCGCUAAAGACAACCCGCAAGAUGCUGGCUCGAAUUUUGACAUUCCACCAGGUGAUGCCAAUCUACCUAGAUUUCAUCUCAGUCUUUGGUUCACAAAGCGAGCCGCGCGACCGCAGGUUCAGCGGAUUCCGUGAGCAGAGCACUCUCUCUGAUCCUCCCCGUGGUCUUGCGAUCCCCUCUCUAGGCAGAAGUGGGCGCCAAUAUCAGCUUUGUUAUAACUUGAAAAGCGUUGCUUUGGCGUCCAAGGAUACCACGAAUUCACGGUUGAACGAGUGGUCCAUCCGGCCGGCUGUCAUACACCACCAAUUUGACGUUGUGAACGGCACCAGCCUCUGGAUCGUGACAAAAGGGAAUCACGAUCUCCAAGAGCGAUAUAAGGAGUUAACUGGAAAGGAUGGCAGGCCGGAAGACAGAUCUUUUGGGAGCGUUGAGGAGUGUCUUCGGUCCAGCCUUGCUGCACACUUGAUGUUCUGUCACUGGUCGACAGAAGACUGGCGUUGGUACAUCCUUUGGCUCGAGACCGUGAUAGAAGAACAGACAUCCAUGGUUAUUCUGGGCGCGCGAGGACCGGGACACGCCUACCGUCUGUCGAAACCAGAACAUGUCCAGCACCUUCAGCUCUGGGAAGACAAGAUCAACGAGGUCAUUAUGAUCUUGGAAGCAAACGUCGAUAUCAUGUUGGCGAUGUGCCGAUUUUAUGACGGCCUGAGGAAGAACAAGGAUGUCCCCCAGAAGCUAAAGGACGAUUGCGAUCUCGACAUAACCACCUUCACGGCCCAGGUCGAGGACAUGGUGUCUGACUUCAAGAUGCAAAUUGCGCGUGCAAAAUUGCAGGUCAAGAUCACGAGCGACAGGAAGGAAAUGGUCAUCCAGCACCUCCAAAGCCAGGCGACAGAGAGAAUGGAAAGACUCAAUCAGAACAUGGAGAGAGAGGCAAUUGUGAUGCGGAUCAUUACCAUUGUGACUCUGGUGUAUCUACCAGCCACAUUUGUUUCUACCUUCUUCAGCACAGACAUUGUCAAGUAUCAGACUCAGAACGGUGGGCCACCGCAUGACGGGACAUUCUCUAAAGCAGCCAUGUAUCGCUGGCUGCAAGUGACGUUGCCGUUGACCUUUGCCACUCUGAUUGCUGCAAUCGUCUCCUUGAAGCUUACUGAGAGAAAAAGGCGGAAGCAGCAGCAGCCGGCGGGCUACAAGAUCUGGAAAAGGUGGACACAGAACAGGACUCAGGACGUGGAACUUUCGAAGCUGUCUUCGCACACCAGCACCGACUCCAUUGUAUGA